AUGGUUAAUUUUCGUAAGGAUCUGGAAGAAUAUGAGGCUCCAGCUGCAGAUCUGGAUGAUUCCAAUGCUUCUGUAUCAGAUCCAGACAGAUCUGUUGCUUGUGUUGCAGAGGCACUGGAGAGGACAGGACUUCAGACGGAGCAAGCUGAGGACGUGGAGUGUGACUCUUGCAGUGAUGGGAAAGAGAAAGCCAUCAAAACAUGUCUGGUGUGUUUGGCGUCUUACUGUGAAACUCACCUCAGGUUGCACAAUGAACUGAAUGUGGGGAAAGCACACUUACUGGUGGACGUCACUGGAGAACUCCAAAAAAAGACAUGCCCCCAACAUCAUAAGCUCCUGGAGGUUUACUGCCGCACUGAGCGCCAGUGUAUCUGCUGCCUCUGCAUGCUGGACACCAACCACAAAGGACAUGACAUGGUCUCGGCUGCUACAGAACGAGCAGAGAAACAGAAUAUGAGGCUCCAGCCGCAGAUCUGGAAGAAUAUGAGGCUCCAGCCGCAGAUCCGGAAGAAUCUGGAUCAUUCCAAUGCUUCUGUAUCAGAUCCAGACAGAUCUGUUGCUUGUGUUGCAGAGGCACUGGAGAGGACAGGACUUCAGACGGAGCAAGCUGAGGACGUGGAGUGUGACUCUUGCAGUGAUAGGAAAGAAAAAGCCAUCAAAACAUGUCUGGUGUGUUUGGCGUCUUACUGUGAAACUCACCUCAGGUUGCACAAUGAACUGAAUGUGGGGAAAGCACACUUACUGGUGGACGUCACUGGAGAACUCCAAAAAAAGACAUGCCCCCAACAUCAUAAGCUCCUGGAGGUUUACUGCCGCACUGAGCGCCAGUGUAUCUGCUGCCUCUGCAUGCUGGACACCAACCACAAAGGACAUGACAUGGUCUCGGCUGCUACAGAACGAGCAGAGAAACAGAGGCAGCUGGAAAAGUCCAAGCAGACGGUUACGGAUCGAGAGACAGAGCUGAAGGAAACCCAAAAGGCAUCAGGUAGACUCAGGAACCUGACUCAAGCCACAGAGGAAGAAGGUGACCGGAUCUUCACCGAACUGCUCAGCUUUAUACGGAGAAGCCACACUGAGAUAAUUAUGCUGGUCCAAAGUCAGAUGACCACGGAGUUGAACCGGAUUCAGGGACAUUCGCAAGAUCUGGAACAAGAGAUCUCAAAGUUGAAGAGAAAGCAGUCCGAGGAGGUCCAAUCCCGCUGGCCGACUUCUAAUGACUUCCAAAGCCUGACAACUAAUCCACAGUUCUCUUUUGGAGAAGUGAUCAAGUCCCUCAUCUCAUUAACAGCACAUAUAAAGGACAUUUGGAGACUGGAAACAACCAGGAUAUUCUCAGCAGUGACUGCAGAAAAGAUCCUACUGCCGCAAGAACCCAAGACAAGGGAGGACUUUAUACAUUUUCUGGUUCCCUUGAGUCUGGACCCAAACACGGCCCACAGGAACCUUCGGUUAACAGAACAGAACCAGGCUGUGGCUUGCAGUAUUGAGCCCCAAUCAUAUCCAGAACAUCCGGACCGCUUUGAGUGGUGGGCCCAGGUGCUGAGCAAGGAAGGUCUGACAAGUCGCUGCUACUGGGAGGUGGUCUGGAGCGGACAGUACGGCGUCGACCUCGCAGUGUCCUACAAAGAUAUCAACAGAACUGGGCAAGGAGACGACAGUGGGUUUGGGUACAACAGGCACUCCUGGAGUCUGGACUGUUCCAUGUUCAGAUACGCAAUAGUGCACAACAACGAGGAGACGGAGAUCAGUGUACCCCUGUCCCACCGGAUCGGGGUGUAUCUGGACCACCGGGCAGGACAGCUGUCCUUCUACAGUGUCUCAGAUACCAUGAUCCUCCUUCACAAAGUCCAGACCAGGUUCACUCAACCUCUUUAUCCAGGAUUUGGGCUCUUUCAGGGCUCAACUGCAAAAUUAUGUGAAUCGCAAGAAGGCGGAUCACCGCAAGAAGUAAACAGAACCAAGAAUAACAAAACAUGUAUAAAACACAGAUGCUUAAGAACAGCCAUGAAGAGAAACAAAUAUCUCAGAUUUGGAAAGCGAGGUGCCAGCAGUCCUAAAUAAAAAUUUCCUGUCCUGAAUUGUCCAGAAUAAAAACAUUGUCCUGAAUAAAAAAAAAAAUGGGGAAAUGGCAUCACCAGCACUGCUGCAAAAAUGAACUCAAUACAAAGCUUAUGUUUAGGUGAAAACCACAUAAUAAAUUAAUAAAUCUGA
This is a messenger RNA of Sinocyclocheilus rhinocerous, 2211 nucleotides long. RefSeq names its product tripartite motif-containing protein 16-like. Bases 1 to 2061 code for a protein of 686 amino acids. NCBI's taxonomy places the organism in Eukaryota, Metazoa, Chordata, Actinopteri, Cypriniformes, Cyprinidae. The transcript has 8 exons. Gene Ontology annotation, molecular function: zinc ion binding; protein binding. The record is from RefSeq and is a predicted model, not a curated record.